Oxyura jamaicensis (ruddy duck) is the source of this 2873-nucleotide messenger RNA. It is a transcript of the gene HASPIN, whose product is annotated as histone H3 associated protein kinase. Gene Ontology annotation, biological process: intracellular signal transduction; protein phosphorylation; mitotic cell cycle. Bases 130 to 2574 code for a protein of 814 amino acids. The transcript has 2 exons. The record is from RefSeq and is a predicted model, not a curated record. Gene Ontology annotation, cellular component: nucleus; cytoplasm. Gene Ontology annotation, molecular function: ATP binding; histone H3T3 kinase activity. NCBI's taxonomy places the organism in Eukaryota, Metazoa, Chordata, Aves, Anseriformes, Anatidae.
CGGCCAUUUUGAGCCUGUGUCCGCCCCGCCCCGCUCCCGCCCUCUCGCAGUCUCGCGAGGCCCCGUUUGAAACGGCGGCGGGCGGGCGGGCGGGCUCGGCGGCUCCCCUCGGGCAGGCCCGGCCCGGCCAUGCCGCUGCAGCCGCGGCUCCUCCGCACGUACUCGCGGCGCGGCGGCCACCUCCGCCCGCUGCCGCAGCCCGCCCGCUGGAUUUCGCCGCCUCAGGACCGCAGGCGGCUCUUCAGCUCCACCUCGGCCGGCUCCAGCUCCGCCUGCUCCAGCGCCCUCUCCGCCGCUUCGGACGACCCCGACUUCUCUCCGCCAGGGAAGCGCCGCCGGCAGCCGCUGGGUGAGCGCCCCGCCCGGGCUCGGUGUCUGCGGAGCCGGCGCGGCGCCGCCACCGAGGAGAAGGAUGAGAAGGAGAACCGGCCGCCCGCCCUCAGCUCCCCGUCGCCCUCCCCGCUGCCUCCCCGCGCCGCCCGCCGCCGCCGCCAGGGGCCGGCCCGCGGGGCUCGGCGGCCGCUGCUCUGCAGCACCCCGCAGUGGGCGCCCCGCCGCAGCCGCCGCCCGCCGCCGGCGGAGCUCAGCAGCAGGCUGGAGGGAGGCUCGGGGCUGCAGGGCAGCCUGGAGCUCUUCUCGUCGCCCCGAGGGGGGCAGGACGCCUCGCUCUGCAGCGGGCCCAGCACGCCCGAGUCGUUGAGGGGAGAUGGGGAGGAGGCGAAGGCGUCGCCACCAAGGGCCAGCAGGGUUCUGAGGGCGUCCGUGCGGGGCCCCCUGUUCCUGCAGCAAAGCGCAAGCGGUCCUCCUGCUAACAGCGAGCCCCUGCACUCCACCCCGUAUGAUGGUGCCAGGGCUGAAGAGCCCUGCGAUGAUGUAGAAGGAGAUUCAAGAGAAGGAAACCUGAGCAGCCAGAGAGGCAAAACCAAGCACCAGCCUACGCUGGUGGUGGUCUUGAACCGUCAGGAAGUGCCGCUGUGGCUGACAAGCAUGAAAGCUGACAAAAAGGCAGACGCUCAACGUUCCUGCCAGAAACCAGCGUCGCCUUUGGGCCCUCAAGGAAUGGUGGAAUAUAAAAUUAAAAGCACCAAGGUCACUUCUGCAGAGGGAAGUGCCUGUAGAAGAGCUUGCAUCAGUGGCUUCAGUGCCAAGCGGUGGGAUAGGCAAAUAAGGCUCCGUCCCCUAAGACUGAAAAAUAAGAGACAGCAGCAUGCUAAUAACUCUUUUUUCAGACCACAAACGAGAGCAAAAGGAAGGAAGAAGGGUGGUCAGGAGAUGUCUGUAGAUACAAGAGACAACGAUUGUUCAUUCCUCAAUAACUCCCAUGCCUGGGGUAGACUUCGAGCGUCUCUGUCCUUCCAUAAGAAAAAGAAAGUUACUGCAGACGAGUGUUCCUACAGUAGCAUCCUUUGUGCCCCUUUUGUGAAUUCCGAGGUUACAGGGCACCAAGCAACCCCAUCUUCUAGUAUGGCUCAGUACUGUGCUUUGUCUGCUUCUUCCAUGGCACUGCUGGCUCCCAGGAAUUCCUGUUCAGGCCUGGAGGUAAUGCUUACAGACGCAGAGAAGGUGUUUGGGGAAUGCCACCAGGAGAGACCUAUCACUUUUGAGGAAUGCAUUCCCUUAGAUAAGAUGAAAGACUGCAAGAAAAUUGGAGAAGGGGUGUUUGGAGAGGUUUUCCAGAUUGACAGUAAGAGAGGACCUGUGGCCUUAAAAAUAAUUCCCAUUGAGGGGACUGAAAGAGUGAAUGGUGAAGCUCAAAAAAGCUUUGGGGAGAUUCUACCUGAGAUAAUAAUUUCAAAGGAACUUAGUCUUCUCUCUGAAGAGUCCAUGAAUAGGACCGUAGGGUUCAUUAGCUUGUACUCUGUGCACUGUGUUCAAGGGGCCUAUCCUAAGUAUCUCUUAGAAGCUUGGGACAAAUACGACAAAGUAACAGGAUCAGAAAAUGAUCGGCCAGACCUUUUUGGGGAAGAGCAACUCUUCAUGGUGCUGGAGUUUGAAUUUGGAGGCAGUGACUUGGAGAACAUGAAAGGCAGCUUGAGUUCGGUGGCUUCAGCAAAAAGCAUUUUGCACCAGGUAACUGCUUCCCUGGCUGUGGCAGAACAGGAACUGCACUUUGAGCACAGAGACUUACACUGGGGGAACGUGCUGGUAAAGAAAACAGAUGUCAAAGAGCUUAAUUAUGUGUUGAAUGGGACGAUGUGCACAAUCCCCACAAGAGGGAUCCAUGUCAACAUCAUAGAUUAUACCUUGUCUCGGCUGGAGAAAGAUGGGUUAACUGUUUUUUGUGACCUUUCCACUGAUGAAGAGCUGUUCCAAGGCACAGGAGACUACCAGUUUGAUAUCUACAGGCAAAUGAAAGCAGAGAACUCCAACAGCUGGACUGACUAUAAUCCCCACAGCAAUGUCCUCUGGUUGCACUAUUUGUCAGAUAAACUUUUGAAAGAUAUGGUUUACAAGAAAAAAGAAUCCACUUCUGCCAUGAGAAAAAUAAAGCAGCAGCUCGUUCAGUUCCAUAAAGAAGUACUGACCUUUGGGUCUGCCAGUGAAGUUCUGCAUAGCAGCAGCCUCUUCCAGUGAGUAAAGGAGCACAAUGCUUCCAAGAACUAAGUCACUGAUGCCCCUGUCCCCUUUGUCAUUUUUCUGUAUGGUCUUUUUAAAUGUUGGCACGAUGAACAAAUGUUAUGAUUGGUUACCAGCAUGUAAAGUAAACUAUGAAAAAUGUGUAAAAAUGCACAAAAAAAAAAAGCCGCCUGCUUUAAGAUGUUUCCAUAUGUACUUUUUUGAGGGGUGAGGGUGGAAGGGAACAGACUUGACAUUGGAGGUGGAGGGAAAAGAUUUCUUCAGGCUUAGUUCGUGCCCCGAAUUCCACUUGGAUU